This is a messenger RNA of Funneliformis geosporum, 369 nucleotides long. Lineage: Eukaryota; Fungi; Glomeromycota; Glomeromycetes; Glomerales; Glomeraceae. The record is from the annotation of a GenBank genome assembly.
AUGAAACCUAACUUCAUUUAUCUUACUCUUUUCCCCCAAUACUUUUAUAAUUACUUUCAAAUUUCCCUCGCUAAAAAGGUUUGCGAGCGAAAACUAUUUACUUACCAAGUUUAUAACUUGCGGGACUUUGCGGUUAAAGGACAGGUUGAUGACUGCCCCUAUGGAGGAGGAGCCGGUAUGGUCUUAAAAAUUGAGCCAUUAGUGGUUGCUCUGGCGAAGAUUCAAACGACUUAUCCAAACAGUUAUUUAAUUUUACUUUCUCCCCAAGGCAAAAAGUUUACUCAAGCUGAUGUGCCAAGGUUGCUUAACCAAGCCCCUAAUUUAGUUUUCAUUUGUGGACAUUACGAAGGAUUUGAUGAACGGAUUUGA